ACAAUCCGAAGAUGGCGGCGGCCUUGUCCGCUUGCUGCCUUCGUUUCCGCAGCGGUUCUGCCUUGCUGCAGACCGCUCGGGGCUCAGGUGUGUGUGAAGCGAAGCUCGGCUGCAGAUUUUAUUCGGGAAGUGCAUCCCUCCCUAAGAUUGAAGGAACAAAUGUAACAGGAAUUGAAGAAAUAGUCAUUCCAAAAAAGAAAACAUGGGAUAAAGUGGCUGUUCUUCAGGCACUUGCAACUACAGUGAACAGGGACCCCACAGCUGUACCUUAUGUCUAUCAAGAUGACCCUUACCUGAUCCCAACCUCUACUGUGGAGUCACGUUCAUUUUUAUUGGCAAAGAAGUCUGGGGAGAAUGCAGCAAAGUUUAUUAUUAAUUCACAUCCCAAAUAUUUCCAAAAGGAUGUAGCUGAGCCUCAUAUACCGUGCUUAAUGCCGGAGUCCUUUGAGCCUCAGAUUGAAGAUGUGAGUGAAGCCGCCCUGAGGGAACGGAUCAGACUCAGGAAAGUUAAGGCUUCUGUGGACCUCUUUGAUCAACUCUUACAAGCAGGAACCACAGUCUCUCUUGAAACAACUAAUAGUCUCUUGGAUUUAUUGUGCUACUAUGGCGACCAAGAGCCCCCAGCUGACUAUCCAUUUCAACAAACUGAGCAUACAGAAAACUUGGAAGAGGCUACAGAGGAAAGUAAUCAGACGUCCAAGAUGAAGACUAUUCCUUGGAAAACACAAAACAAUGCUGAGAGAGUGUUUGCUCUAAUGCCAGAGAAGAAUGCACACUCCUACUGCACAAUGAUCCGAGGGAUGGUAAAGCACCGAGCUUAUGCACGGGCAUUGAACUUGUAUACUGAGUUAUUAAAUAACAGACUUCGUGCUGAUGUGUACACCUUCAAUGCACUGAUUGAAGCUAAGAUGUUUAUGCCUGAUGAGAAAUUUGAGGACAAAUGGAAUAACAUACUGGAUCUGCUGAAACAUAUGGUUACACAUAAGGUGAAACCCAACCUUCAGACUUUCAAUGCCAUGCUGAAGGGUCUCCGGAAGUUUUACUUGCUUGGAAGGCUGCCAGCCUUACAGACAUUACGUGAAAUGAAAUACAUUGGAAUAGAACCCUCACUCGCAACAUACCAUCAUAUUAUUAAUCUCUUUUACCAGCGAGCUAACGCUAUAAAAACACCGUCCCUCAUCAUCUAUGAUAUUAUGCAGGAAUUAGAGGGAAGGACAUUUUCCCCACAGGACCUGGAUGAUGAUAAAUUUUUUCAGUCGGCCAUGAAUGUAUGUUCAUCUCUCAGAGAUUUAGAACUUGCUUACCAAGUACAUCGUCUUUUAAAUACGGGGCACAACCGGAAAUUGAUUGGAAGUGAUCUUCAACUCAAUUUCUAUUAUUCGAAGUUUUUCAGUUUGAUUUGUUCAAUGGAACAGAUUGAUGUCACCUUGAAGUGGUAUAAGGACCUAAUACCUUCAGUCUUCUUUCCCCACUCCCAAACUUUGAUUGGGCUUCUCCAAGCAUUGGACGUGGCCAAUAGGCUAGAAAUGGUUCCUCAGAUUUGGAAAGAUAGUAAAGAGUAUGGCCAUACUUUCCGAGAUGCCUUAAGACAAGAAAUCUUGAUGCUCAUGGCCAGGGAUAAACACCCCCCAGAGCUUCAGGUGGCAUUUGCUGACUGUGCUGCUGAUAUCAAAUCCACAUAUGAAAGCCAAGAUGCCCGGCAGACUGCUCUUGAUUGGCCAGCCAACUCUCUACAGUGUAUAGCUAUCCUUUUUUUAAGAGGUGGCAGAACCCAGGAAGCUUGGAAAAUGUUGGCACUUUUCAAAAAGCAUAAUAAGAUUCCCAGAAGUGAAUUGCUGGAGGAGUUUAUGGACUCUGCAAAAGCAUCUGGGAGCCCUGCUUUGGCCAUUGAGGUGGUGAAGCUGGCAAGUGCCUUCAGCUUACCUGUUUGUGAGCACCUUGCCCAAAGAGUAAUGACAGAUUUCACAGUUGACGAAAAACAAAAGGAAGCCCUGGGUAACCUCACUGCGUCAAACAACAGUAGCGAUGGAGACAGCAGCAGUGACAGUGACAUCAGUGAAGACAAAAGAAAGUGAGGCGGCCCACCACAGCUGCUGGAACGUUGGAAGUGGUAGCUAAGCAGACACAGGGCUGAAGAUGUAAACUCAGUGGUGCAGCACUAGCCAGACACACGGCCAUAGGACUGAUUCUUCUCCAGCCCUGAGAUGCCUAAACAGUGACCAGCACUAUGAGGUCUGUAGCUCUUACAGAGGAAUAAAUCCCAUACAAUGCAGUGUCUGCAGACUUCAUUCCCGUUAAUCAUCAUGUUUGAGCUCACUGGCCUUUGCUGCCCACCUACUCUGUGGUGUGCUGGCCCUUUGGCCUAGAAAUACCAGUUUAAACUGGUUCUCAUGCAGGUAUAUAAUUGCUGUUGUAUUGAUCGUAUCCUAGUUUGGGGAGUACUUAAGAAUAACUGUCUUAGAACCAAUUAAAUCAGAAGCAAGUUACGGUUUUAGGUUACACAACUGGCAAAAUGAUUAAAUAAACAGUGAUUUGGUGUGUGCUUUUAUUUAAAAACUGAAUAUAGUCUUUAUGUGUGUACAUGGUCAUAUGGAGGCCAGAGGUCGGUGGUGUCUUCUCCAUUUGUUUCUCUAGGUUUAUUUUUUGAGGCAGGACCUCUCCCUGAGCCUGGAGAUUGCUGGCCAGCCCUGGAGAUCCGCCUGGCUUUUCUACAUAAACACUUGGGGAUCUGAACUGAGGUCCUCAUACACACAUGCCAAGCACUUUACAAAGGGAGUUUCCUCUCCAGCCCCAGCCUUGUCUUCUAUACCCAAGAAUGUUUGAGUUGUAUGACUGGUACGGCUCUUGCCUAAGCACAUGGGCUCCUCCAUUUUUUUCUCCACCCUCCCCCCACAAGGCAUUUUGGGCCAUAUGGGCACUUUAAAAGUAGAUAUUUAAAGUGAUCAGGGGGCUAGUGAUGACAAAAGGAUAUGAAAUGUCAUGACACUGUGUUGCUACUGAUCACCUUGAUCAACUUUAUAUUAAUCAUGUUUCUUUUAAAUGAUAGUAAUGGAUAGAAAUUUGAGGUUUUCAGAGCUAAGUUCAUGAGUGCUUCCGCCACUGUACAGCCCUCUCGGAUAACUAAGGCAUCAAGUUCUGCACUGAUGAGGAACAGCUUUAUCUCGUCUGUUCCCAUCGACAUUUACCGUCUAUUCCCAAGCUAGGGCCCAGCCAUGUCUUCAUAAAUCUUGGCGUUCUCUUACCUAGAAAACAAAGUCUUAAGUAAUGGGUUUGGGGGGUUGGAUGGCACUUGAUUACCUACAAAGCAAUUUGGGUAAAGGACAGAGAAGCUGGCUGCCAGGAAGGAUGUUAACUCUGCCCAUUGGCUCCAACUCUUCUGUUCCUCUCCCUGGCAUUUGUGGUAUGCCCCUUCCCACCCAGUCCUUGAGCACUGGUUUGAAGCCAACCAUAGAAAACCCUUGACAUGAGCAUGUGGUGGACUUUCUUAUCCACUUGAUGUGUGUAGCUCAAACUCAUGUUUCUUAGCAAACCUUCACUGAGCCAGGAAGUGACAUGAUGAAUGUCCCGUCUUCUGCUUGUGUUUCUCUCAUCAUAGUCUUUCAUCUCUAGUAUUUUUGUUGUUGUUGCUUUUUU
Molecule: messenger RNA, 3633 nt
Organism: Chionomys nivalis (European snow vole)
Lineage: Eukaryota; Metazoa; Chordata; Mammalia; Rodentia; Cricetidae
Gene: Ptcd3
Product: pentatricopeptide repeat domain 3
Exons: 24
Coding region: 12-2075 (687 amino acids)
Biological process (GO): mitochondrial translation
Cellular component (GO): mitochondrion
Molecular function (GO): rRNA binding; protein binding; ribosomal small subunit binding
Source: RefSeq, a predicted model, not a curated record